Molecule: messenger RNA, 678 nt
Organism: Dromiciops gliroides (monito del monte)
Lineage: Eukaryota; Metazoa; Chordata; Mammalia; Microbiotheria; Microbiotheriidae
Product: keratin-associated protein 7-1
Exons: 1
Coding region: 37-300 (87 amino acids)
Source: RefSeq, a predicted model, not a curated record
CCUAGCAAACUAGCCAAGUCUUCUACACCUGCUAUCAUGACUCGAUUCUUCUGCUGCGGAAACUAUUUCCCAGAGUAUCCUUGCUAUGGUACCAACUGGCACAGAACCUUCAGAGCCACUCCCCUGAACUGCGUUGUGCCACUGGGCUCUCCCCUGAACUAUGGACAAGGCUGCAAUGGCUACAGCUCAUUAGGUUUUAGCUUUGGUGGUAGCAACUUCAACAACCAGGGGUCUUGUUAUGGAGGUAACUUCUGUAGACCAUGGGGUUCUGGCUCCGGCUAUGGCUACAGCACCUAUUGAAGACAUGAAGACAGUCAACAGAGUGAACAAUUUUAAUAUCAACGGCAUAAUCUAUAGACCAAGAAGAUGUUCCAUGAAGUGUUGGAAGAAUCGGAUUUCAUCUGCUCACUGACAUUUUGCCAGAUUAUCAGCAAUGGCUUAGUACUUUGAUGCUCCUCGGAACCAGUCUCUUGAGACCUCUGAGUUUCUUCACCUGAACUAAAGCUCACUUAAAGUCAUAGGAUGACUAUUUUUUUCUGAAUGUUAACAAUGAAACAGAUCUUUCCCUUCAAGUUUGCUCUGUGAUUUUUGUUUCUCUACUUCUGCCUGGAUGUAUUUCAAGUUGGGAGUGAGAAGGGUGGUUGGGAUUUAGCUUACGAAUAAAUCUAGUGCAUUUGA